Messenger RNA from Oncorhynchus keta (chum salmon), 701 nucleotides. RefSeq names its product BCL2 associated agonist of cell death b (gene badb). The coding region runs from base 201 to 686 and encodes 161 amino acids. Gene Ontology annotation, cellular component: mitochondrion. The record is from RefSeq and is a predicted model, not a curated record. NCBI's taxonomy places the organism in Eukaryota, Metazoa, Chordata, Actinopteri, Salmoniformes, Salmonidae. Gene Ontology annotation, biological process: apoptotic process. The transcript has 4 exons.
GGCCAGUCCAACCCGCCCCGCGCAGGGCCCGGUCAUUGGUGGAGCGCAGGACAGCGAGCGGCGCGGUGGAUAGACUGCCGCUACGCUAUUGGGGGAGGGAAGACAAACUGGAUCCGAACAACAAAAAAAGACCAGAUAACAACAAUAUCAAGUUGGAAAUAGAAAGCGCGAUACCCGUUAAAAAUACUUUGGAUGUCAGCAUGGCUCAGAUGUUUACUAUAUCAGACAGCGAGUCAGAGCCCUCAGGGGAGGUAGGAGAAACCGAAAAGGACCAAUCGUCUGCCGGAAAGGGGAUGACUGGCGGUCCAAUAGGCCACGCCCUCACUGUGCCUGAGAUGAGACUGGCAGGAGAGGGUCGGUUGAGGAUGAACUCAGAGUCCCAGGCCCAGGAGCUCCAGGGUAGGGGGCCAGGGGUGGAAGGCAUGCCCACAGACGGAGCAUCUUUCCGGGGUCGCUCCCAGUCGGCCCCCCCUGCCCUCUGGGCGGCCAAGAGAUACGGGCGGCAGCUCCGCCGCAUGAGUGACGAGUUUGAUACGUGGCUGGAUAAAGGGGAGAUGAGGCGGGUGAAGAGUGCAGGAACAGCCAAACAGAUGACCAAGUCCCCCAGCUGGUGGGCGUACCUGUUCAGUCAUAAGGAGACAGAGACAGAACAUACUCCUAUCAUCCCGCCACGAUCAUCUGAGUAGAGAGGAGGAUGGGGG